AUAGCCAAUUUGCUCGCCGAAUGGCUCGCUUUGCAUCUGCUACUGCAAACCGAAAGAGAGGAAGAAGAAGAGGGAGAUCUAGAAGGAAGAAGAGAUCAUGGCUGUGCCGCAGACGAUCGCUUCUCUUUCGAGGAGGGCGAAUUUGUUGAAAGAAUCACUGGAGAAGAGUCAGAGCAACACCGAAAGCAUGGUCGCCAUCCUCGGCUCCUUCGACCAUCGACUCUCCGCGCUUGAGGCUGCCAUGCGCCCCACCCAGGUAAGGACGCACGCCAUUAGAAUGGCGCACGAGAACAUUGACAAGGCUUUGAAGACGACGGAGCUUAUUUUGACACAGUUUGACGUUUCAAGCCAGGCUGAGGCUACAAUACUAAGAGGACCACAUGAGGAUCUUGAAAGUUAUCUUGUAGCAGUUGAUUCCUUGAAACGAACUGUACACUUUUUUAGCUCAAAUAAAAGCCUCAAGAAUUGUGAUAGGGUACUGAACCAUUCAAACAGUUUGCUAGCAAAGGCCAUCCUGAAGCUGGAAGAAGAAUUCAAGCAACUCUUAGCCACUUACAGCAAACCAAUUGAGCCUGACCGCUUAUUUGACUGCCUUCCUAAAUCUUUGCAACCACAAUCAGAUCAACCUGGAAAUCAAACUGAUGGCAGAAAGCCUGAGCAUAGAAGCUUGGAGGCUGCUGUGUACAAAACACCAACUCUAAUUCCUCCAAGGGUUCUUCCUUUGCUUCAUGACUUGGCAAAUCAAUUGGUCCAAGCUGGACAUCAGCAACAGUGUGCAAAGAUUUACAGGGAUUCUCGUGGUUCAACUUUAGAAUCAAGUCUCCGAAAACUGGGAGUUGAAAAGCUAAAUAAAGAUGAUGUACAGAGAAUGCAGUGGGAAGCCUUGGAAAGCAAGAUUCAGAAUUGGAUUCACUUUAUGCGAAUUGCAGUGAAACUACUAUUUGCUGGUGAACGGAAAAUUUGUGAUCAAAUCUUUGAAGACACUAGUCUUAAUAAAGAUCAAUGUUUUGCUGAAGUAACAUCAAAUAGUGUGGCAGUACUUCUUAGUUUUGGAGAUGCUGUGGCCAAAAGUAAACGAUCACCAGAGAAGUUGUUUGUGCUUCUUGACAUGUAUGAAGUACUACAUGAACUUCAUACAGAGAUUGAAACAGUUUUUCAAGGCAAAUCUUGUACUGAAAUGAGGGAGGCUGCUUUCAGCUUGUCCAAACGCUUGGCUCAAACAGCACAAGAAACCUUUGUGGACUUCGAAGAGGCAGUUGAAAAGGAUGCUACAAGGACAACUGUCCUUGAUGGAACUGUCCACCCACUCACCAGCUAUGUGAUUAAUUAUGUGAAGUUUCUAUUCGACUACCAGUCAACAUUAAAUCAACUCUUCCAGGAAUAUGUAACUGGAGAUAACUCGGAUUCUCAGUUGGCAGUUGUAACAAUGCGUAUUAUGCAAGCAUUACAAAGCAACCUUGAUAACAAGUCUAAGCAAUACAAAGAUCCUUCCCUCACCUACUUAUUUUUAAUGAACAAUAUACACUAUAUGGUGAGAUCUCUAAGCAGAUCAGAAGCAAAAGAUGUAUUGGGUGAUGAUUGGGUGCAAAGACACAGAAGGAUUGUGCAACAAAAUGCAAACCAAUACAAAAGGGUUGCUUGGGCAAAGAUUUUGCAAACACUUUCUGUUCAAGGAGUGUCUCCAUCAGGUAGUGGUUCUUCCUCAGGAAAUGAUGCAGCCAACAACGUUUCAAAGGCAUCAAUAAAAGAGAGGUUCAAGUCCUUUAAUUCUCAGUUUGAGGAGCUUCAUCAAAGACAGUCUCAAUGGACAGUGCCUGAUCAGGAGUUGCGUGAGUAUCUGAGACUUGCAAUUGCUGAAGUUCUAUUACCAGCUUACAGAUCUUACAUCAAACGAUUUGGGCCAAUGGUUGAGACUGGUAAGAACCCUUGCAAGUACAUUAGAUACACUCCAGAAGAUCUCGAGCGCAUGCUAAGUGAGUUCUUUGAGGGGAAGAUGUUGGGCGAGCCAAAGCGUUGAAAGAGUAGUAGCACUUGCAGAACUACAAUCUAACGGGCUUGCAGCAAAGUUUCCUCAUUGUUUCAUACUCACAGGAAAAUGAUUAAUUAUUAUUAUUUUCAUUUUUUAAUGUCAUAUAUAACAAUAAGUUGAGUAACAUUUUUUUAGGAAAAUUAUUGACGCGGAAUAAAAUAAUAAUUAUCUUGCGAGAUAUCGAGGAGAUAGAAUAAA
Messenger RNA from Zingiber officinale, 2227 nucleotides. Its product is annotated as exocyst complex component EXO70A1-like. Lineage: Eukaryota; Viridiplantae; Streptophyta; Magnoliopsida; Zingiberales; Zingiberaceae. Gene Ontology annotation, biological process: exocytosis. Gene Ontology annotation, cellular component: exocyst. Bases 98 to 2017 code for a protein of 639 amino acids. The transcript is spliced from 12 exons. Gene Ontology annotation, molecular function: phosphatidylinositol-4,5-bisphosphate binding. The record is from RefSeq and is a predicted model, not a curated record.